Molecule: messenger RNA, 1425 nt
Organism: Lytechinus variegatus (green sea urchin)
Lineage: Eukaryota; Metazoa; Echinodermata; Echinoidea; Temnopleuroida; Toxopneustidae
Product: cilia- and flagella-associated protein 251-like
Exons: 2
Coding region: 1-1425 (474 amino acids)
Source: RefSeq, a predicted model, not a curated record
AUGAGUGACGAACCGAAUAUAGUUGUCCCCGACUUUCAGAAAAAGUUGGCGGACGUUAUCGCUUUCGAGGAGUACACAUUCAUAUACGAUGUUCAGGAGGGUCUGAUUGACUCGUUCAUCCAACAUCUCCAAGACCAGUCAAUGGCAGACCAGUUAGAGACGGGGAAGGAGAUGGUGGAUGACAGGGUGGUAGAGGCUGAGGAGGAGGUCGAAGAGGCAGAGCAGGAGGAGAACGCGGAGAAGAAGGAGACAGUAGACAUGGGGAUCGACGCAGAAGAAGAGAAGGCACAGGAGAUGGACUCGGCAGUUGAGAACAUGGAGAGAGUGGUAGAAAGGUUACCGGAGGAGGAGGAGAAGUUGGACAUCGAAGAAGAGCAGAUGGAACUUGGAGAUCAGGAUCUGGUGGUAGCUGCUGAGGAGCAGACAGUAGCGGUCGAGGGGGAGCAGAUUGAGGUCGUGCAUGCUGAGGUGGAGCCGGUGAUGGCUAAGGGGGAAAAGGAAGUCGAUGCAAAAGAGGAGACUGAGGAGGCAGCUAAUGCAUCGGAGCGGGUAGAUGCAGCAGAAGAGGAGGAGGAAGAGGAUAUGCAGGUACAAGAGGAGCAGUUUGAGGCAAAUGAUGAAAUGGCCGAGGAAAAGAUGGAGGCAAAAGAGGAGCAGGUUGUUGUUGCUGAGGAGCAAGAAGUUGUGGCUGAAGAAGAGGAGGUGGUUGCUGAUGAGAAGCAAGUAGUCUCGGCUGAAUUGAAGGUGAAGGCUGAGGUGGAACCGAUCAAGGAUGGAGAGGAGCGGAAUGGGGCUGUUGUGGAGCAGCUGGAGACUAAGACUGAGGGAGCGGAGCAGGUCUUGAUGUGUGAGGAGGAGAAUGCCGAAAAGGCGAAGUUAGAGGGGCAUCUGGAGAAGGAUGAGCAGAAGCUGUCCGAUGAGGCUGAGGAAAAGCAGUCUGAGGAGACUGGGCAGAAGCAGUCUGAGGAGGAUGAGGAGAAGCAGUCUGAGGAGGCUGAGGAGAAGCAGUCUGAUGAGGCUGAGGUAAAGCAGUCUGAUGAGGCUGAGGUAAAGCAGUCUAAGGAGGCUGAUGAGGAGCAUUCUAAGGAGGCUGAGGAGAAGCAGUCUGAGGAGACUGAGGAGAAGCAGUCUGAGGAGGCUGAGGAGGAGCAUUCUAAGGAGGCUGAGGAGAAGCAGUCUGAGAAGGCUGAGGAGGAGCAUUCUAAGGAGGCUGAGGAGAAGCAGUCUGAUGGGGAGCAAGGUGAAGCCGACAAGCCGAUGGAGGAGAAUGCUGGGGCAGUGGAGUUGGAGGAUUUCGAGAAGGCAGAUUGCGAGCAGGAGGGUGAUGAUGAGAAGAAAGAUCGUAUUAGAAGGAGAACCAAGUGGUGGAAACUUCUUUGUUGUUUUGGUUGGAGGAGGCGAAGGAGGAGGCACCUUUCAGAAUAA